AUGGCCGCGCCCAAACGAAAGAAGUCGGGCAUCUCCAUUGGACAGCCCACUCCCGAGUCUGCCAAACCCGCUCCCGAUCAUCCGGCUCCACGCCGGUCCGCUCGACACAUCAGCGACGUAAAGCCAGUCACCAAGCCCGGCGCCGCCAUGAGUCCCACUGAAUCCGACCUCGCCAAGGACCAGCCACCGGCAAAGCGCCGUCAGCUGAGUCGUAAAAAGGCCGAGUCGGAGAAUGGCGUGCGCUGUGCCAUUAGAGAACUUACCGAGAUGGAAAAUCGCUUGCAGAAUUCUACCAGAACCCAGCGUCUUGCUAUCGAGGCAAGCAAUGUCCCGCCUGGCCAAACCAAACCUCACUCAGAAGAUUACGCCUACAAACCUCACUUGGCAGUUCAUGCCUCCGAUCCAGAGAAACUCGCCCGCAUGGCUGAAGAGGAAAGGUCCGGAACUCCAAGCCUGGACGCCGCUCCUAUCGAGGGUCCGGAUGGUGAAGCCGCUGUCGGUGACGUCGAGGAAGACAAGAUCCUUGUCGAGAAUGCCCCGGAGAGAGGCGCCGGACGGGAGCCACCCGUAAACAGCGACUAUCUGCCUCUUCCAUGGGCUGGAAGGCUGGGCUACGCUUGUCUCAACACUUAUCUCCGCGCCGCAAACCCACCUGUGUUCAGUUCGAGAACUUGUCGCAUAGCAUCCAUUUUGCAACAUCGUCACCCCCUUGCGGAUCCAUCUCAGCCGGAGCAUGCAACCAAGAAUCGGCCUGACGAGAACCAGCCUGCGGAUAUCGAGCGCGGUCAGAGAUACGUCCAGGAGUUGGGUUUGGCCAACGCUCGGGACAUUGUCAAGAUGCUUCGUUGGAAUGACAAGUACGGCAUCAAGUUCAUGCGACUGAGCUCAGAAAUGUUCCCGUUUGCUAGUCACGAGGAAUAUGGCUACCGUCUGACCCCUUUCGCUGCGGAGGCUCUUGCAGAGGCAGGGAACGUGGCCGCACAGUUGGGCCACAGACUUACGACGCACCCCGGCCAGUUCACCCAGCUCGGUUCACCUCGCAAAGAGGUCAUUACGGCCGCGAUUCGAGAUCUGGAAUACCACGAUGAGUUACUCGGCCUCCUCCGCCUCCCGGAGCAGCAAAAUAGAGACGCAGUGAUGAUCCUACACAUGGGCGGUACUUAUGGAGACAAGGCAUCCACACUGGAUCGAUUCCGCGUCAACUACGCCAAGCUGUCACAUUCCAUCAAGAACCGCCUUGUUCUAGAGAAUGACGAUGUUGCAUGGUCCGUCCACGAUCUUCUACCUAUAUGCGAAGAGCUUAACAUCCCCAUGGUUCUUGACUUCCAUCAUCACAACAUCAUUUUCGACGCAGGCCAGUUGCGUGAGGGUACCGAAGAUAUCAGAAAGAUUUACGACCGAAUCCAGGCUACGUGGACUCGCAAGAACAUCAAACAAAAGAUGCAUUACAGCGAGUCGUGUCCAGGCGCCACCACACCUCGCGACCGAAGAAAGCACUCUCCGCGCGUACGCACGCUGCCGCCCUGUCCUCCCGACACAGAUCUCAUGAUCGAAGCCAAGGAUAAGGAGCAAGCUGUAUUUGAGCUCAUGCGCACAUUCAGGCUUCCGGGAUGGGAUUCGUUCAAUGACGUGGUUCCUUUUGAGCGGCUAGAUGAAGUUCGGGCUGACAAGGGGGCCAGUAAGAAGGACAGUAAGAAGAAACCCAAAAAGUCCACAAAAAGGAAAAGUGAUGACGAAGAGGGCGAGGAACCAGAGGAACCUGUUUCCAUUGACGUGGAAGCGAAGACCGUAGCCCCUAAAGACUUCGGCAUGGGCGGUCCGCAACAUCGGGUCUAUUGGCCUGAGGGCAUGGAAGAAUGGCUCAGGCCCAAGAAGCGAGAGGUGAAGAAAGCGAAAUCGACACAGGUGAAGGAAGGGAUCAAGAAGGAGGAUGACUAA
This is a messenger RNA of Colletotrichum orchidophilum, 1938 nucleotides long. RefSeq names its product UV damage endonuclease UvdE. Gene Ontology annotation, molecular function: endonuclease activity. The record is from RefSeq and is a predicted model, not a curated record. Gene Ontology annotation, cellular component: nucleus; mitochondrion. The transcript has 2 exons. Lineage: Eukaryota; Fungi; Ascomycota; Sordariomycetes; Glomerellales; Glomerellaceae. Bases 1 to 1938 code for a protein of 645 amino acids. Gene Ontology annotation, biological process: mitochondrial DNA repair; response to UV; nucleotide-excision repair.